Messenger RNA from Hyla sarda, 3301 nucleotides. RefSeq names its product kelch like family member 30 (gene KLHL30). Gene Ontology annotation, molecular function: protein binding. The record is from RefSeq and is a predicted model, not a curated record. The transcript is spliced from 9 exons. Bases 439 to 2205 code for a protein of 588 amino acids. Lineage: Eukaryota; Metazoa; Chordata; Amphibia; Anura; Hylidae.
CUGUUCUGGCUCCAUAGGCAGCAAUACAAAUGCUCAAGGACCCUGACUGCCCUCCUGCUCCUCCAAAACCUGGUGUGCACCCUCAGCGCUGCUUACAUCAAGAUAUGAGACUUCUGACCUUGUGCCUGUGACCUGACUACGCUUCCUUGCUGCCUGCCUCCUGACCCGUGCUUCGUCUGACUACGCCUCAUCAUCUGUGCCAAGUUUCAUCUUGGCAACCUGUGUGAACGAUUCGUGCCAGGGGUAGCGACCUGGGUGCCGCCUGCCGCAGCAAGUCCAUCCCGCUUUGCAGCGGGCUCUGGUGAAAACCAGUGGCACUUUAAACUCCGCUCCCUGGUACGGUUCAGUCUUUGUUCAUACAGGACAGCAGAUCCACUACUCAGCCGUUAAGCUAUUGAUCCAUGAGCAUCCUAUUGUGAAGACUCCUCAGAGGAAAGGAUGGUGAGGAACAUUGAUGACCUGGAAUUCUGUCUCCCUUCCCAUUCAGAUUCCAUUCUAGCAGGUCUACAGUCCCUGAGGUUUAAUCCACAGCUCUCUGAUGUUACGUUGAGAGUUCUAGGACGGGAGUUUCCAUGCCAUCGUGCUGUGCUGGCUCUUUGCAGCCAAUAUUUCCAUGCCAUGUUCACUGGGAAUUUCCAAGAAAGCAUUUCUGCCCAUGUGGAAAUCAAAGAUGUGGAUCCAGAUUUCUUGGAGACCUUAAUAAAUUUCUCGUACACUGGUCGCCUCACCAUUAACCAAGGCAAUGUAGAAGGACUUAUUCGUAUUUCCAACCAACUUCAAUUCCCUGCAGUGCGCAAAGUUUGUAUCCGGUACUUGCAGCAACAGAUGGAUGCCACCAAUUGCUUAGGGAUAUGGGAAUUUGGUGAAACCCAUGGCUGCCCUGAAGUGACUGCAAAAGCCUGGUCUUUCCUACAAGAGAACUUUGAGGCUGUAUCUCAAGAAGAAGAAUUUCGACUUUUGCCCCCUGAGCGCCUGCUUCAUUACUUAGGGGAUCCGCUGCUGCAAAUGAAAGAAGAACAGAGUCGGGCACAGGCAGUUUUAAUGUGGGUCAGGCAAGAUGUGGAAAACAGGGCUCAGUACCUUCCAGAGCUACUUAGUAUGGCAAGGUUAUCAAGCUUGACUGAUCACUACCUGCAAGAACUCAUGGAUGCUGAGCCACUCAUCAGUGAAUCAGAAACAUGUCGAGCACUGGUCAGCAGGAACAUUGGGCAGGUGACAAAGGGCCAUACUGAGCAGACAUCAGUAUCUCUUCAGCAAGUGUUGGUAGUGGUGGGAGGAAAGGUUUUGGAGGAAGAAGAUGAUGAGGAUGAAGAUGAUGAUGAACCUCCUAGGACAUAUCCAAACUUUGCUUUUUACAAUCCCAAAACCAAAAUAUGGAUGUCACUGCCAGAUUUUCCAGAUUAUAAUAAAUGGGGAUUCUCGAUCACAUCACUAAAUAAUGAUGUUUACAUCACCGGAGGCUCUCGUGGCUCUCGAGAUGAUUCUUGGUCUACACGUCAGGGAUGGCGCUUUGUACUGAAUGAGGGAAUCUGGAAACUAUUGUCACCUAUGAUAAAUCCACGGACCAAUCAUGCCAGUGCUUCUCUGAAUGGAGAAAUAUAUGUAAUUGGAGGAACCUUACAGGAUGCAGUGGAAGUAGAGUGUUAUGACCCUUAUAGUGGGACAUGGUCAUCAGUAAGCCCAGCGCAGAAGUAUGUCAGCAAUUUUACUGCUGUUGGAUGUGGUGGAAAGCUGUACCUGGUUGGAUCCUGUGCCAUUAAGUACAAUGCACUGACACUUCAAUGCUAUAAUCCAUCUACAGACAGCUGGUGUGUCAUUGCCUCUCCGUUCAUCCCAAAGUACCUGUCCUCACCUCGAUGCUGUGCCCUGGGAGGAGCUGUGUAUCUCAUUGCAGAUAACACAAAAAAAGUUUACAUGUAUCUCCCAGAAGUUAAUCUCUGGAAAAAGGUGCAGCUUUUGCAUACUCUUCAUGAGAAUGGAGGCAUGACCUCUGUUGGUUCUAGGAUCUAUGUGACAGGUGGUCAUUGGCAUGGCAUGGCUCGAGAGUACAGUGUGGUGAUGGAAUCAUAUGAUAGCAAUUCAGAUGCGUGGUCUCGAGAAGGUGCUUUGCCAAGCCGGUGGAUGUACCACGGUACAUCUGCCAUCUUUAUGGACACCUCCAGAUGGGCAACUGUGUUCAAAGGACAAACACAGAUGGAAGUUUGAUUCAAAAUUACCCAAAUUCAAAGCAACCAACACAAGUACAAAGAUAUUUAUACAAGCAAGGCUCUGAAAUGGCUAUUGCGUCCUGACAGAAAACUGUAUCUAACAAUAGCCAUGCGCUUCCAAGCUUGCUGUUUUGUUAUGUUGCUGUUGUGUUUCAGAAAUCUGUCCUAUAAUCUGGUGGAUAUUGCCAGGUGAAUUCCAUUUUUACGGAUUGAAGCUUCAUCCACAUUAAUAUAUAGAUUUUUUUAUAUAUAUAUUUUCACUUUUAUAAUUUUAGUAUAAAGUAUAUAGCACACAUUGGUGUGUAUAGCUUUUAUUAAAGGCUAUGGACACCUUUGCAGUCAACUUUCUUAAUAGUCUUCAUGAAAAAUGUCAUACUAUUUAGCUGCUACUCAGAGGAAAAUGAGAUAUUUGACAGUUUUUUUUUUUUUUUGCUUCUCAGUGUUAGUGUCAUGUCGGGUAGAGAUAAGUGAAGCCCUCAGCUCACCAAGACCUCUGUCCCUGCCAUUUGGGGCACCCACCUCCUUAAUUGGGUGUCCCCAACCAUGGUGUCAGUCCCUACGCUACUAAAGUGCUGGGCGUAACAAAGUCAAGGUAAUAAAAAAAACACAGAUGUCAGGGGACAAAAAGGUUAACUUACAGCAGCACAGCACAAAGACAGACAAGGAAUGCACAUACAAAAGUAAAAUGUAAAAUCAGAACAUGUACAUACAAACAUAGAGUCAAACAGGCCAAGUUGGUACCGGUGAGAGUGUUGCAGUACAGAUAUGGUCUGCAGAAGAGUAAUUACAGAAAACAGCAAAGGUCAGAAUACAUAGCAUACAAAGCAGUCUGCAGAGGAGUAUCAUAUAGGCUGUAUAGGAGUAUAUAGAGUAAAUAGAGCAGACAUAGCAAGCUGCAGAGACUGUAGAAGCAAAAGUAAGCAACAUUUUUAAUAAAGACCUAUGUAGAAAAAAUGUUUUCACAAAAAAAUUAAUAAGUAUAAAUCAAGAAUAAAAAAUGCUUUUCAACGGUGUCAAUAGCCUAUAAUUCAAGCUUUUAGAGAGUGAAAAAAUGCAAAUCAGAAUUUAUGAUUCUCAUGUAUAUUGCAAUUAAA